Gossypium arboreum is the source of this 752-nucleotide messenger RNA. RefSeq lists its product as uncharacterized. The transcript has a single exon. The coding region runs from base 175 to 528 and encodes 117 amino acids. NCBI's taxonomy places the organism in Eukaryota, Viridiplantae, Streptophyta, Magnoliopsida, Malvales, Malvaceae. The record is from RefSeq and is a predicted model, not a curated record.
GGAAUCCAGCAAUGGGAAACUUCCACCAAACCCCCAUGCUUUGUAGUAGGAAUGCUUAUAGCAGUUUCUUCUCUAUGUAUGUAUGUAUAUAUAUGCUCAAAUCAGACCCCCAUAAGAUCAAAAAACAAAAGCAUCUUUAACAAAUAACAAUCCACCAUCGAAUUUGAUUCACAAAUGGCUCAGCUUUUCCUUCUUUGUUUCUUUUUGAUAAAUGCUUUUGUGGCUAUGGCGGCCAGUGAAAAUGCUCCAGCUCCGGCUCCUGGAGAACCAUACAAAGCUGAAGGACCCACAAUAAGGAAACUUGGAAAGCACCAACUAGUGAAGACCUUUGACAAUGCACCGGCUUCAAGCCCAUCCCAAGCGCCCCACACUAAAAAGAACAUGCACCCCGCUGCGGGAAGCCCCUCUGCAGAUCACACAGCAGCCAUUACUGAACCAAACAAAGAAGAAAACGUGAGUGUUGAAGGAGAGGCCAUUCACCUACAAAAUCAUCAUCAUCAUUCCAUGGACAAAUCCGUAGCAGGGUGAGGUGUAAUCCUUGGAGGUCUUGCCACAACUUUCUUGGUCGCUGUUUUUUGCUAUAUAAGAGCCACUGGAAGACACAAACCAGAGACGCAUCAAAGUAAUAAUGAAAACCAGUAAUUGAAUUGUACGCAUAUGAAAUUACAUAGUAUUGUAAAUGCCACCCUUCUUUUUAAAAUUUGUAAAGGAAAUUACGAAUUGAAAACGUCUGCAAUUUACUUCUACCAAAG